This is a messenger RNA of Torulaspora globosa, 474 nucleotides long. RefSeq names its product E2 ubiquitin-conjugating protein UBC13 (gene UBC13). Bases 1 to 474 code for a protein of 157 amino acids. NCBI's taxonomy places the organism in Eukaryota, Fungi, Ascomycota, Saccharomycetes, Saccharomycetales, Saccharomycetaceae. The transcript has 2 exons. The record is from RefSeq and is a predicted model, not a curated record.
AUGGCUUCACUACCCAAGAGGAUUAUCAAGGAAACAGAAAGGCUUGUUAGCGACCCUGUGCCCGGGAUCACUGCUGAGCCACAUGAAGACAAUCUGAGAUACUUCGAGGUCACCAUCGAGGGACCCCAACAAUCCCCCUACGAGCACGGCGUCUUUAAACUAGAGCUGUUUCUCCCAGACGACUAUCCAAUGGAAGCUCCGAAAGUUCGCUUCCUAACCAAGAUAUACCAUCCUAACAUUGACAAGCUGGGCCGGAUUUGUCUGGACGUCUUGAAAACCAAUUGGUCUCCCGCGUUGCAGAUAAGGACAGUGCUGCUAUCGAUCCAAGCACUACUGGCCAGUCCCAAUCCAAACGACCCACUAGCUAACGACGUCGCGGAGGAUUGGAUCAAGGACGAGGAAGGUGCCAUUCGGAAAGCCCGCGAAUGGACUGAGCUUUAUGCCAAGAAGAAAGACAGCAGUGACGGCAGUUGA